Leishmania mexicana MHOM/GT/2001/U1103 is the source of this 981-nucleotide messenger RNA. RefSeq lists its product as hypothetical. The record is from RefSeq and is a predicted model, not a curated record. The transcript has a single exon. NCBI's taxonomy places the organism in Eukaryota, Euglenozoa, Kinetoplastea, Trypanosomatida, Trypanosomatidae. Bases 1 to 981 code for a protein of 326 amino acids.
AUGCGUGAUCAUCAUCCCUAUCGCCCCGCCACUACCAAUCACUGUAUCACCACAUCUUGCUUCUCCGUCUCCGCACCAACUAGUUCCUCGUUUAGCCAUUUAGUACCUCCUCUUGUGCGCGUAGACAUCAGUGUCGUUCUCCGUCCUGCCCACCCACCAUCACCCCACACGGCCCUCAUUGCUGCAGCUCCGCCACAUCCCCUUCCCCUUCCCUACCUCACGCUCUUUACCACACGCCUCUUCCUCCACCACGACAGCUCCCUCAUCAUGCUCACCCAGAACGGAAGGGUAGUCGCUGUCGAGGAAAUCUCGCAGCAGUACUCGACCGAACAAACGAUGGCUGCCAAAGAACUGGCAGCGGAGAACCAGAUCCACGUGGCGCUGCCCGAGGAGGUGAGGGAGCGCCGCCGCUCUCGUCAAUCGUCACAGCAGCGUAAUGGGUCCCACGAGACCCCGACCACUUCCUACGGGGAGGCGGCGCCAAGGCAGACGGCCUCGCGCGUGUUGGUGCGGAUGCCGAAUGAAGUGCGCCGCAGGCGAAGCCUCUCUCGCGAGGCCCGCAAGAGCCAUAACCAUACGCAUCCGGAGGAGAACGAGAUGCCGGGCGCCACCUCUACAGCCACACCCAAGACCGCCCCUCUGUUGACUGGCAAGAAUGGCUAUGGUAGCGCGGAGAAGCAGUGUCCAGAGCCGGAGCCGCCCGCCAACGGCUCAUCCAUGCAGUUCGCUGGCGAGGAGGCAGUCGAUCAGGACCCGCCGACGGAACCCUUGCCCACAGUCCACGACGCUGAGAGAUCCGGGAAUUUCAUCAAUACGGUCUCUCACCUGGAGAUGGAGUUGACGGAGAGCAACCCCGCUUCUGUCGUCGAGGAGGUUAACCAGGAAACGGGGGGUAAUGCGGCGUCUCACGAGAACAAUGAUGCGUACCCGAUGAUCACGGAGAAGGAGAAAGGUAAGCACAGGUGUUGCAUGGUAAUGUAA